This is a messenger RNA of Botrytis byssoidea, 1353 nucleotides long. RefSeq lists its product as uncharacterized. The transcript has 3 exons. The coding region runs from base 1 to 1353 and encodes 450 amino acids. Gene Ontology annotation, biological process: isocitrate metabolic process. NCBI's taxonomy places the organism in Eukaryota, Fungi, Ascomycota, Leotiomycetes, Helotiales, Sclerotiniaceae. Gene Ontology annotation, cellular component: mitochondrion. The record is from RefSeq and is a predicted model, not a curated record. Gene Ontology annotation, molecular function: magnesium ion binding; isocitrate dehydrogenase (NADP+) activity; NAD binding.
AUGUCUCUCCACCGCAGCAUUACCUCUUCCCUUCUUCGCAGCGCACCUCGAACCUCAAUCUUCACCCCACGAUUUGGCAGCGCCAUUACACAUUCGCGCACCAUGGCAUCCGCAGCUUCUUUCCAAAAAAUUAAGGUCAAGAACCCAAUUGUCGAAUUGGAUGGUGAUGAAAUGACACGCAUUAUCUGGAAGGAUAUCAAGGAUAAAUUCAUUCAUCCUUAUUUGGAUGUUGAUUUAAAAUAUUAUGAUUUGGGCUUGGAGUAUAGAGAUCAGACCAACGAUCAGGUUACCAUUGAUGCGGCAGAAGCUAUUAAGAAGUAUUCUGUUGGUGUUAAGUGUGCUACCAUUACCCCGGAUGAAGCUAGAGUUAAGGAAUUUAAUUUGAAGCAGAUGUGGCUUUCACCAAACGGUACGAUCCGCAAUCAUCUAGGAGGAACCGUCUUCCGCGAACCUAUCGUUAUUCCACGUAUCCCCCGUCUUGUGCCUGGCUGGAAAAAGCCAAUCAUCAUCGGUCGUCAUGCAUUUGGAGAUCAAUACCGCGCCAAAGAUAUGGUUGUUCCUGGGCCAGGUACUCUUACCAUGACUUUUACUCCCAAGGAUGGCAAGCCAACAGAAACUGUCGUCUAUGAUUUCAAAUCAGGAGGAGGAGUUGCCCAAACCCAAUACAAUACCGAUGAAUCCAUUAGUGGAUUUGCUCAUGCCAGUUUCAAGAUGGCUCUUAACAAGGGAUUACCUUUGUAUAUGAGCACCAAGAACACAAUUUUGAAGAAGUAUGAUGGUAGAUUCAAAGAUAUCUUUGAGGAGAUUUUCCAAAAGGAAUAUAAGACUCAAUUUGAGGAGAAGAACAUCUGGUAUGAACAUCGAUUGAUCGAUGAUAUGGUUGCGCAAAUGAUGAAGAGUUCAGGUGGUUAUGUUAUGGCUUUGAAGAACUACGACGGAGAUGUUCAAUCUGACAUUGUAGCCCAGGGAUUUGGUUCCCUUGGUCUCAUGACCUCAGUUCUCAUCACCCCCGAUGGAAAGACCUUCGAAUCCGAGGCUGCACACGGAACAGUCACCCGUCAUUACCGUGAACAUCAAAAGGGUAACCCUACAUCCACAAACCCCAUUGCAUCAAUCUUUGCCUGGACAAGAGGUUUGAUCCAAAGAGGUAACUUGGAUAAUACCCCAGAAGUCGUGGCUUUUGCAGAGAGCUUGGAACAAGCUUGUGUGGAUGUUGUUGAUAAGGAGGGUAUCAUGACCAAGGAUUUGGCAUUGGCUUGUGGAAACACCGGAAAGGGAGAUUAUGUUACCACUGGAGAAUAUUUGGAGGCUGUUGAGAGAAGAAUGAAGGGGCUCUUGAAGGAGAAGUUGUAG